Molecule: messenger RNA, 584 nt
Organism: Colletotrichum navitas
Lineage: Eukaryota; Fungi; Ascomycota; Sordariomycetes; Glomerellales; Glomerellaceae
Exons: 1
Coding region: 324-524 (66 amino acids)
Source: RefSeq, a predicted model, not a curated record
AUAAAACGGUUAUAGAACUAUUGAAUUCGAGGCCUUCAAGGUUUACUAUGGUGGAAUCCAAUCACAGGAAUCAGCACUUAAAGGCUCGUUGGCGAACAAAUACAACUUUUCUGAGGCCAGAGAGGCAAGCUUCUCUACGACGCCCUCUUUAACCUGGUCAACGAGACUAUCGUCCAAUUGCUUCAUGCCAUUCUCGUUCCUUUUGGAGAACUCCCUUGUCCUUAACGCAUAUCAGCUUGUAAAGCUCCUUGUACUUAUCCAUACGACACCCCAAGUCUUGAAGAACCCGGUCGUUCUCAUGCUGGGAAAGGGCCGUCAACGCGAUGGCCGCCGCGACGUAUCGGGUAAAUCGUCCAAAGUACACCUGCCGCAGGCACCGUAAGGUAGGUGCCAGAUCGCAAGGGUGCAAGUGGCGGUCCGGAACAUCCCUGUCAGACGUGAUCCGGCCGUAUCUGAACGAUGGAGUGGCAGAGAGUAGUGAUUAUCUCAGCGACGUCUUCGCCAAGAGCAACACUGUACUUUGAAAACAGUUCGAUGUGAUGAUGGUGAAAGGCAAGUAAUCAGCCAUACAAUUACACCAGCUG